Opisthorchis viverrini is the source of this 552-nucleotide messenger RNA. RefSeq lists its product as hypothetical. The record is from RefSeq and is a predicted model, not a curated record. NCBI's taxonomy places the organism in Eukaryota, Metazoa, Platyhelminthes, Trematoda, Opisthorchiida, Opisthorchiidae. Bases 1 to 552 code for a protein of 183 amino acids. The transcript is spliced from 4 exons.
AUGCGUAAAAGACUGGAACAUGAGGCGGCCUGGUGCAGCAGAUUCAGUUGCCUGAAAACAUCACAAACGAGAGAUUCAGCUGGGUUCCAGUAUGAAAAAUUCAUCAACCCGGACCCGUACUUGAACACUAAGCAGGACGUAUUCAUAAAAAAAGUGUUCACCUGUACCACCCUUCCGGUGCCUAGCUGCCAUGCCACCCGAAAGAAGCACGAGGGCUGGGAUACUGCCAGGUUGCCCAAGCCUAGACAGGGGAAGUCGAGUGGCGGAGGUCGGAUUCGAACCACGGACCUUCUGAGGCCACUGCAUCGGAUUGGAGAUCGAAAGUACACUCAAACAAUGAGGAGUGACUCACGUCCACAUCAUUCUCGUUUGAGCAGUCGACCUCCUGUGCCGGCAAAAUCAUUCUGGUCAGUCCAUACCAGAGGUGGAACUGGAAUUGAAUUCCGAUCUUAUUGGAGUUCAUCAGCAGUGCAAUCCUUGGCUUUGCUGGGGUUUGAACUCCGGACAGCUGAGCGUGUUACGACUCCACCAGCACACGCCGGAUGCAUCUGA